AUGGCACCCGAAACCACACUGAAGAUAAUUCAUGGGUCACAUAACGACGCGGCCCCGUACACUGUCCUGUCCAAAAGCCUAUUGUCCCCACCGGAGACACCAAAUAGAAGUCGAAGAAGCGUUCUUAAUGACAAAUAUGACCAAAAACUCCAGAAGAUAUUCGAGAUGCUUCAAGAGGCUUGCGCGAACGAGUCCGUAAUGAGGGAGGAGUUGGAGUGUCAACGCAGCAAAGAACUGGAAAUGAAGAAAGAGUUGGAGUUGGUGAAGAAUUUGGCUGACACCUCAGCAUCCACCAUACAUUUAGAAGUACCUUGUCUUUCAUCUGCUCAACAUGCGAGCGCUGACGGUUAUCAGGCACUCACGGCAAAGAUAGAAAGUAAGAAGCACUACUUUAUGGAGCAACUGGUAAAUCUGCGUUGCGGUCUUUGCAACCAGAUUGUGAAUGACCCCUACAUCUUGGACUGUUCUUGCAUAUUCUGCGAGUAUUGCAUUGGUGAUUACCAUAGUGAAGUCAAGAAGUCCCCAGAACACGGAAAACCCAUGAAAUGUCCCCAAGACAGUUGCAAACAAUUGGUGUUGAUGGGCCCUUACCAGAACAAGGCACUGAAGGAGCUCGCAAGGGAGUUUGCGAAGGUUAUGGGUGAGAAAAUGGCGAGAAGAGGAGUAGCUUUGUGGCCAGGAUGGAAUGGAAAGUGGUACGCGAACCACACCUUGUGA
Molecule: messenger RNA, 717 nt
Organism: Marasmius oreades (fairy-ring Marasmius)
Lineage: Eukaryota; Fungi; Basidiomycota; Agaricomycetes; Agaricales; Marasmiaceae
Exons: 2
Coding region: 1-717 (238 amino acids)
Source: RefSeq, a predicted model, not a curated record